AAAAGAUAUCAAUAAUUAUAUUGCCAUAAGUAAACAGUUUCCAUAUGUCUUAUAAAUUAUUUAAAUACAAUGACUUUUUACGAAAAUAUAAAAGAAAAUUUAACGACACAAAUAUACGAAUUAGAAGCAUUACAAUCAGUUUAUCCAGAAGAAUUAAUCGUCGCCGAUCACGGAAUUGUAGCUGAUAUAAAUCAUUUUAUUGAAUUUCCUCAAGAAGAACUUCCGCAAAGAUUGGAAUAUGUUAUAAAGAUUUCUGAGAAUGAAGCAAUAAUUGAGCUUCAAGUAUGUCUGCCAACUAAUUAUCCACAAGAAAAACCUGAAGUUUAUGCAAGAACUUCCAUGUUAGAUAGAAUGCAACAAUUGCUUUUAAAUGAAGCACUUGCAAGUUUUUUAAAUGAAAAUGAGCAAGGUGAGCCAUGUAUAUAUUCAUUGAUAUCAUGGUUACAAGAUAACAUAGAGAAAUAUCUUAAAAAUUCUAACAUGAAUAAAGAAAAAACUAAUGAAUAUAAAAAGAAAGAACAUGAGCAAGGUGAUAAAUUAAUUUUUACUAGAUAUUGGAUAUAUAGUCAUCAUAUAUAUAAUAAACUUAAAAGAAAAGAUAUAGCAAAUUUAGCAAAAGAAUAUUGUCUCACUGGAUUUUGCCUGCCUGGUAAGCCAGGAAUUAUUUGUAUAGAAGGUACAGAUACAAACUGUGAACUCUGGUGGCAAAAGGUAAAGGUUAUGAAUUGGCAUAGAAUUCUCAUAAAAUUAAUAGAAGAUGAAAUCUUAGACAAUGAAAAAAAUAUAAAUACCAUGCGUAAAUAUCCUAACUUUCAAGAAGUAUCUUUUCCUAGUUCGGAUCGUCAUAAUGAUAUGGGACAGUUACUUACAUAUUUAACUGAACAUCAAUCUCAACAUGUUUUUAAUGAUAUUUUUGGUAUCAAAGGAAAAUUUACCCAUUAAAGUAAUCAUUUAAAAUAUAUAAUCUAUCUUUUUAAAUAAAUAUAUUUAAAAAAAAAAAAACAAUAUUGCAGUAACAUACCAGCAUCAUUGUUAAAUGAAUGAUGAAAUUGUCUUUUACGGCGAUUGACUAGAUUACUUAUGUUUCCGGUAUACAAAUUUAUUUCUUUAUCAAUUUGGUGUAAUGUGUUUAGAUUUAAUGAUUGAUAUUCUGAAAGUACAGAAGUAAAUUAAUAAUCGCUCGUUAGGUGAACAGAAUUUUGUACAUACCAUAUUUUGUCUUCAGCUUUUCGAAAAAUUCAGUUAAAUCAUCUAGUACAGUAGUUAAAACUUCUGAACCAUGACUUAAACGACAAUCAAUUAUACCACAUAUAAAUACGAAUAUUAUUAGAAAAUUUGUUACCAUUUUGCUAAACUUUACUCAUCAAGAGUAAUACGUUACGAGUGAAUUAAGUUUACAAGAUCAAUUAUAGACUAUUACAAGGUAAUAUGUAAUGUUUACAUUUUUUGUAAAUAAUCAGGUCACCUGGAGUAAGGAUAUCAUGAUACUUUAUUGAUAUUAUGAAACUGAAGGGAUAUCAAUAUAAAUGUUAAAUGUAUUUUCUUACUGUAACAAAUAAAAUAAUACAAAUAUAUAAAUAGUAAUCUA
Vespula pensylvanica (western yellowjacket) is the source of this 1588-nucleotide messenger RNA. Its product is annotated as RWD domain-containing protein 2A. The transcript has 3 exons. The record is from RefSeq and is a predicted model, not a curated record. NCBI's taxonomy places the organism in Eukaryota, Metazoa, Arthropoda, Insecta, Hymenoptera, Vespidae. Gene Ontology annotation, molecular function: protein binding. Bases 70 to 942 code for a protein of 290 amino acids.